UGUCCAUCGGAUGUUGCUUGGAAUAUUGAAGCGCCUGUAAAGUACAGAAUGGAUUCCUCAUAAAAUGUGUUUCUGUUAUGUUUGCAAUGCACUGAAGAAAGCGUUUCUUGGGAAAUAGCUGUCUAAAACCCUGGUGUCCUGUUUUAUUGCAAAGUGAAGCUUUGAAGAAGGUGUCCACUCCCUGCUGUGCCUUUUCACACCUUUGGAUCAUGAUGGAGCGAAGAAAAGCCUUAACUCUUCCUUUAACUGUUGACAAGGAUAACCUGGUAAAAGACACCAGUGUUGAGAUGGAAAACCCACUCAAAAUCCCCGUCCAAAGUCUGUCAUCAAACUGUGGAAAAUUAGAAAGACAGGUUUCCUGGACUGCAUUUGCGGGAUAUAAACUCAGACAAUGGGAUUCACCACAUAAAAAUGGAUCCAAGCUGUUUGAAAACAGCAUCGCUGCCAUGGAAAGGAGGAAGCCCCGUAUCAUCCUGAAAGAUGUCCUCAAGACAGAACUGGGAAAGGAUCAUUUAGAAAAGAUGAAACGGAGAAGAAAGUUGGAAAUUUAUGAACCCCAGUCGAGUGUAAGGAGAGAGAGCGGACACAGCAAAGAGAAACCCCUGGCCAGCAGAGAAACAAGGUCCUUUCAGAAGUCUGAGGUCAGGACUCCUAAAAACAACAUUUUAACCCCUAAAUGCAACAAGAAGACUCCCCCUUCAUCAUCUCAAAGGUCAAGAGUUAGUAGAAGGUCACAGAAAGCUGAUGGAGAAGAGGAUGGAGAUGAAAACAGAGAAAUUGAAGGGGUGAUGAAAAGCACGGACAAUGGGGAGGAUGAGAAGUUUGCUGAAGUUGUUGACUGCGGGUUGUCGCUAAGCUGGAAGCCUUCAGAGAAUCGAGAAACAUGUGAUGAGUUCUCCCCUGCAAGCAUCAAGGACAGGUUAACUGAUCCAGAGAAAGAAGGACAACACAGUUUGAGGAGGAAAAGGAAAGAACCGCUGACCCAGUGCAACGGAACAACCAGCCCAAAACGCCACCGUGAGAGCGUGCUUCGCCUCUCUGGAGAAGAUGGAAGAAAUCGAGGAAUGGGGUCUACACAAAUCCGUGCUGAAGAAGAAAGCACAGAAAGCAGAGAUCUCGAGAGCGUGGAUCAAACUAUUGUUCAGUUCACUGUGGGAGGAGAAGAUCCGUCAGAAGUUGUGCCCCCGAUUGUGACUUGUAAUUUGGAGGCCGGAGACAUACUUGCAACUACAAACCAGGACAGCGCAACAAAAACCAAGCCUUCUGAACCCAUUGUGCUGUCCAGUGAUGAUGAGGAGGGCAACGAGGUCCGCCAGCGCCGCAGCUCCACAGUACACACACUGGUCUCUAUGAAGGACUCAGUAAUGCAGCGACAAACCUCUAAAGAAGCUGUGAUGAAACAGCAAGAAGAUUCAGAGUUACCUGGCAUGCCAGACAUGCAGGUGCUGAGUGUAAUAGUUGACGAUCCUCCCGGUUCAGUCUCUGUCACCCCACCUCAUGGCCUCUCCCUAAUGAAUGUGAGCUUCUCCACCCUGCACUGUGGAGGUUACAUGGGGAAAUCCAAUGGAGAUGUUAUGAUAACAGAGCACAACAUCAUCCUCCCCCUGACAGACACCAGUGAACAGGUUGAGUUGAUGCUGAUGUUUAAGCGUGACGAUCUGAAGAGGUACAGCAUUUGGGAGCACCAAGAACUAGAAGUUGAGGGGCUUUACUUUAGUGAUGGAGAAGACCCCUUUCCUGCUGCUUUCCUUCUGUUUUGUGUGUCAGAGAACAGUGCCUCUGAUAUACAGAGGGACCUCGUCCGGCUGGGUGUCAAACAAGAUGGAAACGGAAACAGUGGUAAGGCGAGUCCCUUCAUCCUGAUUACUCUCAGAGACCCUCUGGAGGGAAUCAAGGAAGCUUUAUUGCGGUCUUUCUUGGAAAUGGACUGUCUCAAGGGUCUUACAGAUCUAAAACCAGUUGUUCCUCAGAGUAUAGAGAGCUUCACUGAUGACUUUCAGACUCCUGCUCUCACUCUGGAUGAAAGCAUAGAACUGAUUAGUAGGACUGGUCGUGACUCUUACCUGCUCUCUCUGCUGGGUCUGGAGAGCAAUGACCCCGGUCUCAACACAGACCGGGAUGUUUCACAUUGUGAUGUGGCUGAAAGCAUAGCACAAGUAAUCCAGCUGGAGGACAGUUCACAGAAAGAGGAAGCACCAGAGCUGGACACAGUGGCGGACAGCAUCACAGGGACAGAACUUAAACCAGAGGAGGAACAGAAGGAUCCAGAGCCGGCAUCUCCCUCUGAUAAGAAAAAGGAGAACACCACUCCUGUAUACACUCUGUGCCAUCGAAGAACCACAGGAUCCUACUCCGUGUCUCUUUGUCGACCGGACCCCAGCUGGACUAAAUAUAAACAUCAGGGCAUUGCUCGCAGGUUGAUCCAGUUUCCUCCUCCGCCAUUAAAGGGUGGGAUCACUGUGACAAUGGAGGACCUGCAGUGCCUUGACAGUGGACAGUUCCUCAAUGAUGUCAUCAUUGAUUUUUACCUCAAAUACCUCCUCCAAAACUCCUCUGAGGCUUUAGCUGAGCGCUGCCACAUCUUCAGUAGCUUCUUCUACAAACAGCUGACCCGGAGGGACAAUGCAAGUGAGGGCGUCACCAAUGAUACAUGUCAGAGACAGAGGCGACACCAACGCGUAAAAACAUGGACACGACAUGUAGAUAUCUUCAAAAAGGACUUCUUGUUUGUGCCUGUCAAUCAGGAGGCUCAUUGGUAUUUAGUCGUCAUUUGCUUUCCUGGACUAGAGGAGCCAAAAUUGGAGGCAUGGAACAGUCUAAACACAAACAAUGGAAGUAGCAAUGGUGUGGCUGGAGAGUUACAGGACCAAGAGCAGGCUCAUGGAUCUAAAAGCUUAAAUGAAAACAACACAGAGAAUCCUCCUACACCGGGCAGCAAUGACACUAAGGACACAGGGACAGAAAAAGCUCCAGAAGAAUCCACCAAAGAUCAGCCACCUGGUCCAGUGGAUUGCACAGAGAAGACCUGCCAGAAGAAAACUGUUUGUAAGAGGCCGUGUAUUCUUAUCAUGGAUUCCCUUAAACUUUCUCUCCAUGAACGAGUCUUCAAACUAUUAAGAGAAUACUUGCAGUCAGAAUGGGAAGUACGUCGUGGUUCAUCACGUGAAUUUGGUCCUGACCAGAUGCAAAGCUCACACUGCAAAGUUCCCCUUCAGGACAACAGCAGCGACUGUGGCCUCUACCUUCUGCAGUAUGUCGAGAGUUUUUUGAAGGACCCCGUGGUGCAUUUUGACCUCCCUCUACAUCUAGAACGCUGGUUCCCACGGCAGCAGGUGCGGAGGAAAAGGGACGAUAUUAGAGAUCUGAUACUUCAUCUCUUCAGAAAACAAAACCUGAAUGCUAACAGAUAAACGCACGAAGACACUCUGUUCAGUGCAUCACAUUCCUGUAGCCAUUAUAAAUCUGCUCAUACUGAGUGACGGACAUUUCAGAGUGAAAUGAAAAUACUUCCUUUAUACAAGAUGCUGUUGUCUAUUACCUUAGGGAAAUAUGUAAACUCUCACCAUUCUGUGGGUUCUGUGAGUGAAGAAGAAAUUAUAGAUUGUAAUUAACAGGGUGGACUCCUUUCGAUAAGAAAGAGUCCCGGAUUAGAUCAAAACUAGACAUGUUGUACACCUCAUGUACAAUGUUUGUACACCCUCUGGCUUUUUACUGAUUGUUUUAAUGCUAUAAUAUUUUAUAAAAGCAUUUUUGUAUUUAAUUUUUUUUUUACAUUGAUGUGGAAGAAAAAUAAUUUAAGCAUAAAACAGUAAAACCUAGUUUGAACAGCAGAUUGUAAAUUGAUAAAUUGCUUCAGUGGUUUAAUUGCUUUGCUAACAUUUCAAAUUAUGUGAGAUUGAAAAGUUCAGUCUCAUUUAAGGGUUUUCCAUUCAAAAGUGGCUUUUAAUGCCUCAAAUAAAUACUCCUUUUUUGGAAUUACUAAAUCCCUAAAACACUUCAUCUUUAACAAAGCCGCAUGAUGGAGUUUUUUUCUUUAAUGACAAUGACACCAUAAAGUUUUGAAGCUAACAUACUUAUCGUUAAGCUGUGAUUUUCCAGAGUACCAAAUUAUGGGGGUUAAAGCAGAAAACUUGACUUUUUUUUUUCACCUUUUAAGCCUGGAGAUUUUUCAAAUUUUAAGAGAAAACCACGCAUGAUGACAAAAUUAACCAUUUUGUUCUUAUAGUGUGUGGUAGGGAACAAGAUAAUAAGCACAGCACAUCACAAACUAAGAAUGCAGCCCCGCUGAACAUGUCCAAACUGCAAUCAGACGGAACAUCCCAUCUCUGUUGUCUUCAAUUUUUACUUAAUUUAGGUGUCUUUUCAUUAACAAGUGAACUUCACAAAGUGUAGGUACUAAACAGCAAACCAACAUUUAAUUUUUGUGGAUGUACUUCACAUAUUGAGAGCAGAAAAGCUGUUUUUUUUGGAAGAUUAUUUUAUGGCUUUAUUUAGAUUGGACAGCUGAAGCGGGACAGGAAAUAUGGGGAGAGAGUGGUGGGAAGACAUGCACCAAAUGAUGCAGGGACUGGGAAUCAAUCCUGCAACCAGUGUUUUGAGGACUGCAGCCUCAAUGGGUGCCUACUCUACCCACUGAGCAAAACCAGAGCCCAGAAAAGCUGUUUUAAAAGUGCACAUAUUCUGGCUUGUGCCUCUGAUGCAAGCUAUAGGGUGCGAGGCCAGACGUUGUCCACACACAUUUUCAAAUUAAUACACAAAAAUGAAACGCUGGUUUGCUGUAUAGUGCCUAAACUUUAUGGAAUUCAGUGUUAUAGAAAAAACUCAACAAGUAAGCAAUGGAGUUGGGCGGAGCACAGGGCUCCGUCAAAUUGCCACUUGGACUUAUUCAGUUGGGCUCCACUCUCAAAACUCCAAAUCCCACACAGUCAAAUACAACUUUAGGGUGAAGAAGCUAGAUGUGGCUAGCUGUUAGCUACCUACAUCCAUUCUGGUAGCAAUUUCAUCCCGCUCCCACCUUUGUCAAUUUGAGUAAAGUAUGCUAUGCACUAAACAUUGUGUUGCCACAAACCAACAAGUUGGUCUGCUUUUCUGACGUCCAUUUAACUUCUGCCUCUUGUUUACUAUCAUGGCUGUGUUUGUUGUGCUUCCUCCUUUGGUCUGAUAGGUUAUCACUCCGUUCCACCUAACAGUCCUGCUUGUGUCCUCAGAGUUCCACAAGUUUUCUGAUUGUAAAUAUUGGACAUGUGAAUCAUUGAGGAUCUCAAAUCCAUUUCUGCGUCCUCCUAGAAGAUCAGAGGGGGAAAUACCACUCUUAACACAUCACACUCUUUUGGAAAACCUGGAGGGAUAUUCUUUAGAAACAUGCGAUACCUGGGCCUUUGCUGUCUUUGGUUUGCAGGGGGGAAUCUGACCCAAAAUUGCACGAUUAUCAAUGCCAGGCUUAACACUGAAAAGGAUUGAAAAAAUCUACAGGUAAAAGUUAAGCCAGUCCAAUAUAAUCUAAAAAACAUUAAGUGCAGUUUGACAGAGGCUUGUGUUAGCACUUAACAUAUUGCUAGAUAGUAUAUGUAUAUGUAUAGAUAUGAUGGAACCCCUGAGAGGACGUAAAUCCGUUAAUUGUAUUUUACUCUGUUUUCUCGGGAUGAGCUAUUUCUGUUAUUUUCUCAAGAUUCAGUUUUUUAAAAAUCUCAUUAUCUCAGCAUAGUAACACUGCAUUUCCCUUGUUAAGUUAUUUUCAGAUCUUUUCUCAGAAUUUCAAGAAGGACACUCAUUAUUGGGAAAACCAGAGUUCUCAGACCAAGACGACGAGAUAAACAAUUUAAAACUGACAUAAUGAAAUAAAAGAAUGGAUCAAUGUCUACUCAGGACUUCCACAGGAUAUAAAAAUGUGCCUAAACAAGUAAGUAUUCCAGUGCCAGAUAGGAGACAUGAUUAUGGCUUCCAGUCAUUAGUUUUUACACCAAUUUGACCUGUUUGCGUUAUUUUACUUUCAAAUCAUGUAUCCAUGCCUCAUAUUUCCAAACACCUGAUAUUAACUGCCUGCUCAAGUAAGCAGAAGACUGAAUCACAAUAUAAGACUAAUAAAAGAGUUGGAAGACAUUUAUUGCCAUUUUUAUAAUGCAUAUUCUUGCUAUUUCUUCUGAUGCCAGUUUGGCACUAGGUUUUUUUGUAUUUUUGGCAUAGCCAUUUGUUCGUCCAUAUUUGACAUACUGACAUGUAAAAGUUAAGGGGUGCACAUGCAUUAAGUAUAUGUACCAAUCUGACCUCAAGUUUAAAGCCUGCUUAUUGAAGACACAUUACAGUCUGUAACUACUGUUGCCUAGGUUUGCUCAGCAAAGAUAAAUAGCUUUGUAGUUUUUUUCCCUCUUUGUUCAUGUUUGUAUGUCUUUUUAAACAUUUUAUGUUUGGAAUGUUUUUUAGACAUUGUGUUGGACAAAUGUACAGGAGCUGAAUCCAAAAUAUCUUUGGUUUCAAUGUUGUAAUAA
Molecule: messenger RNA, 6485 nt
Organism: Cheilinus undulatus (humphead wrasse)
Lineage: Eukaryota; Metazoa; Chordata; Actinopteri; Labriformes; Labridae
Gene: senp7
Product: SUMO specific peptidase 7
Exons: 24
Coding region: 210-3410 (1066 amino acids)
Biological process (GO): protein desumoylation
Cellular component (GO): cytoplasm; nucleus
Molecular function (GO): SUMO-specific endopeptidase activity
Source: RefSeq, a predicted model, not a curated record